UGGCCAAUCUCAACUUCUCUACCGCUUACAUCGUCUACAACAGUUGACGCAGAAUCUACCCUCAAAAUGAACCAUAGCUGUACCCUGUUCCUUACUCCCUCCACUAUUUUCUCCAAAUUUGCCCCCAAAUUCAAUACCCUCAACACUUUCAAUAUUCUCACAAACACAAGAAAAUCAUCCAAAAUAAGUUGCUCUGGCGCCGACAAUUCUCAAAAUCAACAGCAACAGCUCAAUCUAUCUGUUCUUCGCUUCACAUUAGGGAUUCCUGGAUUGGACGAAUCGUAUUUACCCAGAUGGAUUGGCUAUACAUUUGGAUCUCUUCUGAUUUUGAAUCACUUCCUGGGUUCGAAUUCAACCACCGUGACGCCGGUCCAGCUUAGAACCGAGUUACUUGGUCUUUCUUUGGCAGCAUUCUCCGUCAUGCUUCCCUACAUUGGGCAGUUUCUAAAGGGUGCUACUCCGGUGAUUCAAGCAAACAUCCCUGAAGGCGCUGAGCAAAUCUGCUCUUUGCAAAAGAUUUCUAGUAAUUCUGCUGAUAAAAACAAGAUUACAGGGUUUGUGUUGUUGGCAUCUAGCAUUAGUUAUGCAUAUAAUGAUAAAGAUAGAGCCUGGAUAGCAGCCAUUGCUAAAAAGUUUUGA
Molecule: messenger RNA, 639 nt
Organism: Lactuca virosa
Lineage: Eukaryota; Viridiplantae; Streptophyta; Magnoliopsida; Asterales; Asteraceae
Source: the annotation of a GenBank genome assembly